Dermacentor silvarum is the source of this 1603-nucleotide messenger RNA. RefSeq lists its product as uncharacterized. NCBI's taxonomy places the organism in Eukaryota, Metazoa, Arthropoda, Arachnida, Ixodida, Ixodidae. The transcript has a single exon. The record is from RefSeq and is a predicted model, not a curated record. The coding region runs from base 610 to 1281 and encodes 223 amino acids.
GGGUAUAUGUGCCCAUUCUUGGGCAAUCUCCCAGAAUGGGUAUGUGCCACUAUCUAACAAUGGACACGGAAGUCAUAAAUGUAUUUAGAUAUGUGUCGCAUUUCUCAAUGCAUGCACCUCUCAUCAACAUUCUUCUCUCGACAAAUAUCAUACGUCGCCUUCGUGGCGCAGAGCUACAGGCCACAAGUCAUCCGCUACUGCAGCUACCUCGCUAUAACUUAAACUUCGCGUCAGUUGGGUUUCAACAAUGCCUUGGGUGCGCGUGAUUUUUUCAACUUGCUUUGUUACGGCAAAUUGUAACACUACGACAUUAGGUAAUAUGAAAACUUACUAACCCCUCUAAAGUAGUGAGCUUCGUAACUUCCUAACAAAUAAACAGCACGCGUAGUAGAAACUUCAUUUCGUGUCUCAUGCAAUUCUAUUGUAAUGCAUUUGAUUGCAGCGCACGCUCUGCUACUGUCACAAGCAACAAACGCAGGGACGAGGUUAGGGGGUUCGCGUGGGCUCGUGUCUGACAUUGGAUGCAGUGCGUCGCGCGAUAAACGUCUUCGCCGUCGUCAUAAUCGAUCGCAGCAGCAGUAGCAUUAGCAUCGGUGGUGGCGGCAUAGCAUGAGCUGGCUCGAGCUGCGCGCCUGGGCUGGGCGUUCGAUCAGAUUCCUCAGAUUUCUCGUAGCGAGCAGGUCGUCAACAGUCACCAUGGUCGAUGUCCAGGCCAAGGGCGGUUGCGGAGAUACCCUAGAGCAGCAGGCCGAGCUCUCGAAGGCCGAGAGCAGUGAUGCCUCCGUCGAUUCUCAGCAGGCGCUGAGCCCAACGUCUUUGAAGCGGCACCUGCGGAAGGCCUACGGCCGCAGGCCCAUGGAGCUCGUGAGCCGAUACUUCCGAGCCAUCUUCGACCUGGCCGCCUUCGCCAACAAGGCGGCGUUCCUGGCACGCUGCCGCGCCACGCGGGUCGUACCACCGGACUACCGGGUCGAGUGCCGCGAAAUCAAGAACACUCGCCACAUCGUUCGCAUCCUGGACAAGUGCAGCUACAAGCUCAUGCUGGCCGACCUGGAAUACAACCGCAUGCGCAAGGUGCAGGUGUCGCGCCUUCUGGAGCUCCUCCACCAGAAACUCGAGAAGGUCCUGACUGCCGAGGAUCUCGAAAACGUGUUGUCCCUCUCCAAAGCCAAGUAUGAGAACAUCUUCGAGGCCACCCGAAAUCGGCAGCGCACCUUGUUCACCGAGCUGCUCAAGGAGUACGAGAUCAGCGGGAAGGAAGAAGAAGACAGCGAGGAUUGACGCCGGGGCGGAGCCGACUUCACACAAGCAACCGAGGCUGUCCAGAACUCAGUCGAUGUUUUUUUUUUUCUUUUUGCUUUUUUUUUGUUUUAUCGCCGUGAAGAGACAUGUCCAUUCCGUUAACCCUAAUGCUCAAGCGCGAGUAUGCGACUGCUUCUAACGUGCAGAGCUCAGCAACCUCAACGGUAUGAUGGCAAGUCACUUCAAUGGCGUUUGUUAGAGUGGACUCCUUGUAGCCAAGAAGCCUUGUUAUGUCUUUGUUAAGUUUUUACCAUGUAUUUGUUACAGUUUGUUCCCAUUAAAGUUCAUUCUUGCAACACAA